UGAUGUUCAAGCAAGCCUCCAUGAUGGCUCCAGAGGCCGCGGCCACCACGAUGUCCAUGGCGACGAUGGAGAACUCCACUGAGGCUGUGAGCCCGGGUGAGAGCAAAGAGGACAUGUUCGCCAAGCUGAGGGACAAGUUCAUGAAUGAACUGAACAAGAUUCCCUUGCCACCCUGGGCCCUCAUCGCCAUUGCUGUGGUAGCUGGGCUACUUAUCCUCACCUGUUGCUUCUGCAUCUGCAAGAAGUGCUGCUGCAAGAAGAAGAAGAACAAGAAGGAGAAGGGCAAAGGCAUGAAGAAUGCCAUGAACAUGAAGGACAUGAAAUCGGGGAACCAGGAUCAACAGGAUGACGAUGAUGCAGAAAUGGGCCUGACAGAGGGGGAAGGUGAGGAGGAGGAGAAGGAGCCGGAGAACCUGGGCAAGCUGCAGUUCUCGCUGGACUAUGAUUUCCAAGCAAACCAGCUGACAGUGGGGAUCCUCCAAGCUGCCGAACUGCCAGCUCUGGACAUGGGUGGCACCUCGGACCCGUAUGUCAAGGUGUUCCUGCUCCCUGACAAGAAGAAGAAAUAUGAGACCAAAGUGCAGAAGAAGACGCUCAAUCCUGCCUUCAACGAGACCUUCACCUUCAAGGUUCCCUACCAGGAGCUUGGUGGGAAGACGCUGGUGAUGGCCAUCUAUGACUUUGAUCGCUUCUCCAAGCAUGACAUCAUUGGUGAAGUGAAAGUGCCCAUGAACACAGUAGACCUGGGCCAGCCCAUCGAGGAGUGGCGGGACCUGCAGAGCGGCGAGAAAGAGGAGCCGGAGAAGCUUGGGGAUAUUUGCAUCUCCCUCCGGUACGUGCCCACUGCUGGGAAACUCACGGUCUGCAUCCUGGAGGCCAAGAACCUGAAGAAGAUGGAUGUUGGGGGUCUCUCAGAUCCCUACGUGAAGAUCCAUCUGCUGCAGAAUGGCAAGAGGUUGAAGAAGAAGAAGACUACAGUCAAGAAGAAGACUUUGAACCCCUACUUCAAUGAGUCUUUCAGCUUUGAGAUCCCCUUCGAGCAGAUACAGAAAGUGCAGGUGGUCAUCACAGUGCUCGAUUACGAUAAGCUGGGGAAGAACGAAGCCAUUGGCAAGAUAUUCACGGGCUGCAACUCCACGGGCACGGAGCUGCGGCACUGGUCCGACAUGCUGGCCAACCCCCGGAGACCCAUUGCCCAGUGGCACUCGCUGAAGCCGGAGGAGGAAGUAGAUGCAGCUCUUGGGAAAAACAAAUAGGAGCAUCUGCUGGCCAGCACGGCACGGGCCUGUGGACAUUUUAAAUGACCCCAAGCUAUUGAUACCUCAGUUACGCAACCUUUGGUUUUGUUGUUUUUUUGUUUUAAGCUGAAAUACCCUUUGAAGGCUGCGGAAGGGUUUUCAGACAGUCCCAAUAGCUUCAGGGGAAGAGGUGAAAGACAUGGACUUUUUUUUUUGGUUUGUCAACAUCGCKCUGUUCUGCUGCAUGUCCCAUUGCCUCCACCCACCGUCCCUUCCAGGGUGCAAAGCAACUGUCAGUCCUGGGGCCUUCCCAGGUUGCAGCAUCACCAGCCCACAGCAACGUUUCCUCCAUCCUCCCUCUUGGGUUCACACGGGGAACCGUCGAACGUUGCAUGGAGAUGACCAGACCCACUGUGCUUGCCUUGGGCAUGCAAACCUGCGUGGACAUCAACAUGAUGGAGAGAYCUGGACGCUUCCUCGCUCUUGCUCUGCCUCCUUUCACAGAGACGUGGUGGUAGGAUGAGAACGGCUGGGUCCCACAGCCGUCUCCAGGAUUAGCUUUUCCUGCUGGGAGUUGGGCAGAGAGGGAGGCAGUGUUGGAAUYGGCCCCGCGUGGCCUGGUAGCCCGAGCAGGUGGCCCUGACGCCCUGUUUGGAGGAGCAGCUUCAUGGGCUGCGCAGGCAAUGGCUGCACCAGGUGGGCUCACGACGCCGUCCGAGCUGCCGCCGCCUCCGCUGGCUGCUGCCCCUGGCCAGAGGCCAAGCAAGGACAGCGCCGGCGCCGUCUGCAUGGAUGUCCCGUUGUGCUUUGCACUGCCACAUGGCUUCCGAAGACACUGGAUUAAAACCCAAGGAUCCAGCUGCUUCCACGAGGAAGGUUUGCACCGAGAGGUCUCCAAACGCAAGCAGAAGGAACCGGUAGCCCCACGGCGCAGGUCUGAGCUUGGCCCUGUGCUUGCUGUGAACUGCGGCUGCUCCAAGGGCCCAGAGCUUGUUCCUGAUGUGCAGCCCCCUGCCCUGGGAUGCCCUGGUCCCAUGGAGCUCCCACUGCACCGUGACGUCCCACCACCGACGGACGCAUCGGUGCCCAUGGGGAGGGUGAGAGCGAGGCCGUGCCCAGCAAGGGACCAAAGACCUCCAAAGCCCAUUGAGCAGCUGCUCCACACAAAGCUGUUCGAUGCCAAACGCACCCGUGUCCCUCUGCCCCUCGGGGGUUUAAGCCAUAUCCGUGUUGCUGAUGUCAGCCCUGGUUGGGAAAGAGCUUCUCCAGCUUCGCCUCUUCCCGUGGCGGCGCGUGUCGCUCUCCACGCACAUCCCGCACCGAGCACCGUAGCUCCYGGCUAGCGCCGGGCCCUGCUGCAGGCGGAGGAACCAUCAGCCCUGCCCAGUUCAGCACAGCCUGCACUGGAGCACGGACCGCGCGAGCUGCUGUCCCCAUUGCAGCCCCUGUCCCCCCAGCGCCUUCACGCACCGUGUUUUGCUUCGCUGCCUUGGAUGCCGGGCUCCUCCUCCGUCCUUCAAGCCUGUGGCUGCCCAAGGGCCAUUUCAGCUCAAGUCCCUCCAGUGUUUGCCCCCAAAUCCAGUCCUCCUGCUGAGAAAGUCCAAGGAGCCACGAGGUUCCUUGUGUCCCGGCUACCCCUUUGGGGACGAGCCGGCUGAGCCUCUGGCMAAGGUCCCUGGGGACCUCUGCUUGCAAGGACUGCUCAAGUUCAUGGCCAAGGUCCUGGUGGGAAGAGCCUGGUCUGAGCGGCCGCAGCGCUUGGAGUUUUAAGUGGCACAGUUUGGUAGGGAGCAGCUUGGCCRUCCCGGUGAGCAGGGCUUGCCCUGCAGGACCAGAGCUCUGAGGGAAGGUGGGAUGGCACUGGGGACAGCUCCACCUUGCACAGGGUGCUCAGCCCCACUUGUCCCGGGGCUGAGACCUUGCUGCAAGCUACUCACAGCUGGGGGAGCAAGUGCGGAAGCUGAGCUCACCCCAACAUCAUCAGAUGGUUCAGCAGCCCCCAUGCAGCACCCACGUGUGCAAGCAUGGCCCUGGGUUGGAUGCGGGGUGGUCCCUCCUUGGACUGGACCUUGGGGAUGCUGCACCUAAAAUACAGCACCUUCUUUGGCUCCCCCACCUCCUUCCUCACUGGGGGCCCACAGAGAAGCAGAGGAACCUGGGAGCUUCAGUCCAGUGAUGAGGAGAGAGGCCAAGGAGAUGUGAUGGGCAGCGGGGAGCAGAYAAUGAGGGCAGAUUUUGGUGGCAGAUAGGUAGUGGCCACAGGCYGCAGAGUGGGCGGCAGGACAAGGCUCCAAGGCUCCCCUGGGAGGCAGRUGCAGCCCUCGGACAGGUCUGCAAAGAGCGGAAGCUCCAUCCUGGGAAGGGUUUCAAAGCUCCGUUAGCCA
Nothoprocta perdicaria is the source of this 3622-nucleotide messenger RNA. RefSeq names its product synaptotagmin 2 (gene SYT2). Gene Ontology annotation, biological process: synaptic vesicle endocytosis; regulation of calcium ion-dependent exocytosis; calcium ion-regulated exocytosis of neurotransmitter. Gene Ontology annotation, cellular component: dense core granule; axon; synaptic vesicle membrane. The record is from RefSeq and is a predicted model, not a curated record. Gene Ontology annotation, molecular function: calcium-dependent phospholipid binding; syntaxin binding; phosphatidylserine binding. Lineage: Eukaryota; Metazoa; Chordata; Aves; Tinamiformes; Tinamidae. The transcript is spliced from 8 exons. Bases 3 to 1256 code for a protein of 417 amino acids.